Molecule: messenger RNA, 1960 nt
Organism: Closterium sp. NIES-67
Lineage: Eukaryota; Viridiplantae; Streptophyta; Zygnematophyceae; Desmidiales; Closteriaceae
Source: the annotation of a GenBank genome assembly
UCGGCAGCACUCCCCCCAAACAUCCCUCACCGCCCCUGUGACCAAAAGUGACGCAAGGGAGUAAAAUCCCGCGCAUUGCACCCGAGUUUUCGAGUCUCAAAGAGUCGUACGCCAGACUGACGCCAUGGCGGCGCUUACUACCGCUGGCUGGAGGGAAUCGUCCACCGUGCUGCUCCUCGCCAUCAUGCUCCUUCCAUGGACCGCGUAUCGCGGCGACAAUCACGGAGGCUUUCAGCUCGUCGCGGCGCAGACGGACUGCCCGCUGAUCGGGCAGGGCAUCGACCCGUACACGGCGGGGGUUGCGGACGAGAAGCCGAAAGUGUUUCUUUCGGUCCAGCUCAAGAAACUCAUCAGCGUCGACGCCGUCAAGUACAGCUACCUGGCGUAUUUCCAAGUCAUCACCACCUGGAGAGACCCACGAGUGAACGACACGGUGGCGAUCAACAACGCCAUCAACGCGUUUGGUCCGAGCCUCACGGAGCUCGCGACAGAGAAAUGCAAGCCCAACGUGACCUUAUCAGGGUUCAACAUCAGCCAGAACGACGACUGCCUGAAGAACCGCAAGCAGAACAACCUGCCGCAGAUGGACGGGUGCAGCAAGAAGUGCACCCCAUCGGGCACCAUGUGCUGCGACUCCAUCUGGAUCCCCUCGCUCACCAUCGACAACGUGCUCUUCUACCCGCAGGACCGCUUCCAAACAGAGAGCAUCUACUUCUUUGGGCAGUACAGCAACGAGUUCAGCUCUGUCGACAGAGAGGUCGUCGUGGGAGGCGAGUUCUCCUCACCUCUCAACUUUAAAAGGUUUCCUAUUGACACUCAGACGCUGCGGCUGAGCAUUCAGGUGGAGAGCGGGGAGUUUUAUCUGGUGCAGAGCAACUCAGGGCGCGAGUCAGAGCAGGGGGGGGGGCAGCUGGGGGGGGGGGGAGGCACGUAUGUGAAUGACGAGGUGACCGGGUGGAAGAUCAACAGCGUCGCGCUCAACUGCACGCCUGCUGCCACCACCGUCGCCACCACCGCCACCUACGCGCCCGACGACCCCUGGACCGCAUUUUCCCAGAGCUCCUCCUCGUCAUCCGAUGCGGCCAGCACCAACCAGUCCACGUCGUGUGUCUUUACCAUCCAGGUCUCCCGCACCAGCGGCGUCUUCAUCAUCUCGAUCAUUGUGCCGGUGCUGCUGAGCGUGUAUCUGUGCUUCUCGGUGUUCUUCGCUAAGCCCGACGACCUUGAGACUCGAUCCGCCACCUUCGUCACGCUCUUUCUCGCCCUCGCAGCGGUGCAGUUCGUCAUCGACAGCCAGCUGCCGCGGUCGUCCGCCAUAACGCAGUUUGGCUAUCUGGUCAUCAUCUCCUACGUCUUCAUUGUGCUCACCGCCGUGGAGACCCUCAUCGUCUACCUCAUCGCCGAACGGCUGGAGAAGGAUGUGGUUGAGGCUGUUGGGGACCUGGGCACCAUGGGCAUGAAGAACGCAAAGAACCCACCCUUCUCUCAGCAAGAGGCGCAAAGCUCGCAGCAGGCUGAGCAAACAUGCUCCUUUGGGGCAAGCAAGAAUGGCGGCACAGGGGAGGAGAGUGAGGAGCUUCGCCCUGCUGUGACAGAGGAGGAGGAUGGGGGAGAGGGGGGGGACAGUGUUGGUGCAGUUGGCAGUGGAGACGGAGUGAGGUUUCAAUCGGCGAGCCUAAACCCCAAGAGGACGCCACUCACGAGAGCAGAGAGUCACCACUGGAAGCUCAGCCUCUUCGGCUACCGCUUCAAGCCCAUCGACAAGGAGCACGCAAGUGACGGCAAUUAUCUCCUGGCUGUUAGAAUUGACUUCGUGUGCUGUGUUCUAUUUUUUGUUGGCUACACUCUCACUGUCAUCCUUCUCUACACUCUCUAGAUGCACAUCAGUGAGAAUGUUUCAAUAAGUGCCAUAUGUUGUUUCGGUGGAACAGAUGUCUUUUACAAAAUUGCUUCUUGAGUC